AUGAUAACAAAAAUAGUGAAAGAUCAAAGAAUAUGGUGGUUGGGACAAAUAUGGAGAAUGGGCGAGGAAACGAUAGCGAAGAAUGUAUUGAUGACAGAAAAUAAUGAACUUACCGCGAUUCUGCGGCAGAUUACCUUAAAAGAUGUUAUCUACUGGCUGAGUCAAGCAUCCACAAUACAAAAAUCCUGGAACAAUAUCUUGAUUCAGGAUGAUGACACAGAAGACGAUUUGCCUAUAAAUCAUCUAGCUGUAAGAUUAAGGGAUGCGCAAGAUGACAGCGAUUGUGAGGAUGAAAUGACUUUGUUUGAUUUAAUGAAACAAAUAAAGGGAUGUGAAGAUGUUACAGAACAAGAUGUUAAUCAAUGA
Molecule: messenger RNA, 366 nt
Organism: Psylliodes chrysocephalus
Lineage: Eukaryota; Metazoa; Arthropoda; Insecta; Coleoptera; Chrysomelidae
Source: the annotation of a GenBank genome assembly